Messenger RNA from Gossypium raimondii (Peruvian cotton), 627 nucleotides. Its product is annotated as glycine-rich protein. The coding region runs from base 67 to 489 and encodes 140 amino acids. The record is from RefSeq and is a predicted model, not a curated record. Lineage: Eukaryota; Viridiplantae; Streptophyta; Magnoliopsida; Malvales; Malvaceae. The transcript is spliced from 2 exons.
CCUUGGUUUAAACAUCCUUUCUUCUCCAAAUACUUUGAUCAGUUCCAUAAGAAAGAAAGAAAGAAUAUGGGUUCCAUUUCCAAGAGUUUCCUUCUCCUUGCCCUUUUAGCUGCUACUGUUCUUCUCAUUUCAUCGGAAGUGGCAGCUCGAGACCUUGCUGAAACCACCACUGAAAAGAACAAUGGUGAGGUGGCUACUGAAACAACCGAGGCUGAGGCUGAGGUAGAAGAGGCCAAAUAUGGAUAUGGUGGAUACGGGAGCCGUGGAGGUUAUGGAGGAUACGGAGGGCGCGGUGGGUACGGAGGAUACGGAGGGCGUGGUGGGUAUGGUGGUGGUUACGGUGGACGAGGACGUGGACGUGGAGGUUAUGGAGGAGGUUGUGCCUAUGGAUGCUGUCAUUCAGAUUAUUACGGAAGAGGUUGCCGAAGGUGCUGCGCUUACGUUGGGGAGGCUGUGAAUGUUGAAACACAUGCUGAUCCUCUCUACUAAAAUAAAAUCAUUCCAAGUUGCAUGUAUCUAAAUAAGUAAAGUGGCAUAGCAAAUCUUACAAUUUGCUACGUCCUAAAUAAAGAUGCUUCCUUAAUAUACAGGAAUUAUAUAUUAAUAAGAUAAACUUUUUUAAUUUUA